AUGAAACUGUUGGCCGGCCAGCCCACUGCUGCUGUGCAGAUGAGGAAGGCUGUCCGCCAGACCUCUGGCAUCCUAGGUGCCCGGCUGCCUGUCCACUGCGCCCCGGUGUCCAGCCUCAUGCCACGCAAGCAGCCAAGCAAGGCUGAAAAGGACACACACAAAGAGGCUGAGAUCCCGGGCAAGGGCAAGGUGGGAGAAGUGGGGGAGAAGCCCCCCAAGGACAAGGAGGAGCCUAAAGCCAGCAAGAGCCCUGGCUCAGAGACCCGCUCCAACGCGCACACUGGCCACACGCACAAGAGCAGCAAGAAGGGCCACGGCGACCCCAACGCUGCUGCCAUCAAGGUCUACUCGCCUUUCCUCAACACUGUCUUUGGCAAGGAGAGGGAGCUUUCCCCGGAGGAGAUAGAUGAGCUGCUAGAUGCCUUCAAGGAGUUUGAUACAGACCAGGAUGGCUACAUCAGCUACAAGGACCUGGGCCCUUGCAUGCGGACAAUGGGCUAUAUGCCUACCGAGAUGGAGCUCAUCGAGAUCUCUCAGCACAUCAAGAUGAGGAUGGGUGGCCGCGUGGACUUUGAGGACUUUGUGGACAUGAUGGGGCCAAAGCUCAGGGAGGAGACGGCCCACAUGGUGGGUGUCCGGGAGCUGAAGAUUGCCUUCCGUGAGUUUGACAUGGAUGGAGAUGGGGAGAUUAGCAGCACGGAGCUGAAGGACGCCAUCUCUGCCCUCCUUGGGGAGCAACUCAAGAUCCAGGAGGUGGAGGAGAUCCUGCAGGAUGUGGACCUCAAUGGGGAUGGCCAUGUUGACUUUGAUGAGUUCGUGAUGAUGCUGUCCUCCCGAUAACAAUGAUUUGUGGGGGGCUGGUUGACCUGCUCCCCUCCCCCCCGCUGUCUCCAUGCUGCCUCAGAGGGACCCAAUGGGCUUGACAUGGAUCUGCU
Messenger RNA from Alligator sinensis (Chinese alligator), 935 nucleotides. RefSeq names its product calcium-binding protein 2. The transcript has 7 exons. Gene Ontology annotation, molecular function: calcium ion binding. The record is from RefSeq and is a predicted model, not a curated record. NCBI's taxonomy places the organism in Eukaryota, Metazoa, Chordata, Crocodylia, Alligatoridae. The coding region runs from base 1 to 840 and encodes 279 amino acids.